AUGGUGACGGCCAGCCCAGCCGUAUCAAAACCAGGCACGGAUAAGAAAUGUGACAUUUGUGACGCGACUUUUAGCAGGCAAGAGCACCUUGUUCGCCAUAUCAAGUGUCAUACUCGUGAGAAGCCCUUCAAGUGCCUCAUUUGCGACAAAGGAUUCGCUCGCCAAGAUGUCCUGAAUCGUCACCGCACGUCGCACCAGCAGGUCAACGAAGAAGCACGCUCUACGACGCGUUCCAGGGCAUGCAAGCAAUGCGCUACUAGCCGAGCUCGCUGCUCCCGGAGCGAUCCGUGCAGGCGAUGCAUUGAACGCAACUUGACUUGUACUUUUCCUACAGCACGGAAACCCAAGACUCUAGGGAUUGUCGGCUCGAGCAUGGAGGUUGACGGUGAGCCACAUGGUAUGAGACUGGAAGCAAUUGACCAAACAGUUGGUGGGCAGGCUGAAGAUGGAACCCCGCUGCUUACGAUCGGACCUGGGACAUCUGUAGCCAUCAACAAUACCGAUUUGAACGAAUGUGGCCCCGAUGGAGCAAAUGGGAAUCGGUUGACAACCAGAACUGAUACUUGGACCCAGCAACCAGCCCUAUUUGAAGUUUCUCAGACUGUUGGUUCAGUAGACCCCGGCAACCAGCGCAUUUACGAAAUCAAUCCCAUCUCGGGUUUGAACGAACAGGUCAUGGAUCUACUCUCAAUGAACUGGAUGUCUCCUGAUUCUGCUUCAUUUGGAUGGAACGGAGUCAUUGCCGCGCCGCCCUACGCUGAAGAUGACAAGAGCGAUCUAUAUAUGCCUUUUCUGUUCCCUGCCUCGGGCGCUCUGCCCGGUCCUGAUCGUGAGUUGGUGCCUAGCAAUGAUCAAGAGCCUGGCAUUGGGCAACAUGACACCAGCGCCAGCAGUGCUACAUAUACUCCCAGCAAACUUGGAUCAGAGGGAAGCAAAUCCAUGACUGGGAGCUACUAUGUGGAUGGUGAUGGCUCUAGAGCGCCGUUUCGUGGUCAGACUGCUGGACAAUGGAGAGACCGACGGAUGAUGGCGACCAACGAUGCAUCAACCCCUGGAAGCAGUAUAGCCAAUCACACAGACGGUGCACCACGCGGUUUAUGGGAGGGCCCAUUGGUGAGUGUGGACGGCUAUAAUAACCUGAUACGGGAACUGGGGAGAGAGAACUUGGUUGUCGAUACCAACUUCUUCCCGUCUUUACACUGCAUCGAGGCAUGCGUCCACUCAUACUUCGCUAAUUUUCACCCAAUAUUACCUUUUAUUCGGAGGAAGACCUUUUUGGAAGAGUCAAUGAAACAUUGGGAACUCCUCCUUGCAGUGGCUGUGGUUGGGUCUAAGUACAACACGUCUAAUGAAGAGCCGCAGCUUAACCCGGAGUUCAUAGCCAUUCUGGACGGCAUAUCUAGCAGCCAAAUGUGCCACGAUGGACCAGCAGAAACUGGGAUCCCUUCAAUGUCAUCAUUGCAGGCGGCUAGCCUCUUCUUGAUCUGCACUCUUCACAAAGGCAAGUCAGCAAUAACAAGGCACGCUUUAGUCGGACGGCACUACCUUGUUGAAGCUUGCAAUGAAUUAAAUCUGCUAUCGGGAGAGUCUGAGGACAGUCAUGUCCACCACGACUUGAACAAACUCGUUGAGGACUGGUCAAUGAAGCAGUCUCGUAUCAGGACUGGCUUGAUGAUAUGGUUACUUGAUGCUAUCAUCUCAUACGAGUUCAACGUAGCUCCACUGAUGCAGUUGGUGGAUGCAAAAGUCCUCUUACCAUGUCAGGAUUAUAUAUGGGAAUACCCAUCGGCAGAGAAAGUUAUUGCAGAACAAAAGUCAUCCGUCACACUGCUUGCCGCAAUCGAAAUGUUGUAUAUCGAAAAGCGUCUUCCAGAAAGCCUGAGCGAAUUCAGCACUAUUUUAAUUAUUCACAGCAUUUGGCGAAGGACCAAAGAGGUCAUCAACCAGAACCGGACACAACUGGCAAAUUGGACUCCCAGUGCUACAAUCCAAACGCGUGAAGCCCACCAGAGAGCAUCAACAGAGACCUGGCCGCCGUCAAGCCCAAUAUUAUCAAAGUGGCGCAACAGUGCCUGCGACUGUCUAGAUAUACUGCACUGGAGAGCUAAUGCAAAGGCAGCCACCGCCGGCGGAUUGGAACACCCUACUAUCAUGUACUUGCAUCUAUCUCGCCUCAUUUUGCUCACGCCUGUAGCGCAAAUCCAAACUUUGGCAACCAAUCCCAGGAAUGCAAACACCACAAACCUCGCUGUUAAUCAGCGAUAUACGGAUGCGAGCAAUCAUGUGCUGAAGUGGACGAUGAAUGAUUCAUUCAAGGCUAGGCUCGCCAUCAUUCACGCUGGCGCGCUGUUUUGGCAUAUACGACGGUACUCGACAAGGAGCUUUCUGGAACCUUUUACAAUCUACAUGGCCACGCUCAUCAUCUGGGCAUACAGUGUCUCAGUGCAAUUUGCAAAACAACAGGAAGAGUUCCAAGCCGCACCUUCGAUGGAGGGGCCGCUAUCGCCAGAAGCCCGCACUGUGGCCGCUGCGUGCCAGCAACCAACAACUUCCACACAGGAUGAAGACCUAUGUUCAGAGCUCCCCUUUUUCUUCAUCGAUCGGCCGUGUGACGACGAGAUGGUGCAAAUGUACCUCCGCUUCGGUAACAAGAUGUCUGCGCAUAUGGCAAGAGUUGGAGUCAUAACGCAAACCUCCGCUCCAGGCAAAAUCCUCCAAGAAGGCAUCCGACUCCUUGGAAAUGCCACGGCGGGUGGGCAAGACGUACCUGAAAUGAGCACAUGGGGGGCAGAGAGGACUUACAUGGAGGUGUUGGUUGCUUUGGCUCGGGCAAUGGAACAGAAGCAGACAUGA
Molecule: messenger RNA, 2853 nt
Organism: Trichoderma breve
Lineage: Eukaryota; Fungi; Ascomycota; Sordariomycetes; Hypocreales; Hypocreaceae
Product: fungal specific transcription factor domain-containing protein
Exons: 4
Coding region: 1-2853 (950 amino acids)
Biological process (GO): DNA-templated transcription; regulation of DNA-templated transcription
Molecular function (GO): DNA-binding transcription factor activity, RNA polymerase II-specific; zinc ion binding; DNA binding
Source: RefSeq, a predicted model, not a curated record